AUGUUUUCUCUCCUGCUGGUCUGCCUCCUGCCAGCCCAUCAAAAGAGCUGCCUCCAGUUCUAGCCAGAGCUGCCUGCCCUGCUGGACUAUGACCUGCAGGUCCUCUGGGGAAGCCCAGGGCCACCUGCAGAGCUCUCUCAAAAUCGAAAUCAUUUGGAAGAGGAAACAACCACAUUCUUCAACUAUGUAGACAAGGCCAUUAAGAAGCUAAGGGAUGAUAAGUCAGCACUGCUGGAAGAGAUCCAUGUUCAUAAGGGUCUCCUGGCUGAUAGACUGAAUGAGAGAUCCCAGGUACUGAAGCAGACAGAUGUCCUCUCCCCAAUGGAAGUCACCUCAUAUGCCGACUGCCAGAUACAUUUCCUGUUCUGCAAUGACCCUGCCAUCUCCAAGAACAUACCAACCUACAAGUGGACUGUGAUCCUCAUCAACGUUUUCAUGGUCCUGGCCGUUGCUGGCGUGGGGAAAGAGAGUCAAUUGCUGCCUCCAGCAGAAGAGCAGUCUGAGUGCCAGCUGAAGAAGCAGCCCAAGAAGGUGGAGUCUGAGAGCUAA
Molecule: messenger RNA, 549 nt
Organism: Nannospalax galili (Upper Galilee mountains blind mole rat)
Lineage: Eukaryota; Metazoa; Chordata; Mammalia; Rodentia; Spalacidae
Gene: Tex51
Product: testis expressed 51
Source: RefSeq, a predicted model, not a curated record